Messenger RNA from Lolium perenne, 1301 nucleotides. RefSeq lists its product as uncharacterized. Lineage: Eukaryota; Viridiplantae; Streptophyta; Magnoliopsida; Poales; Poaceae. Gene Ontology annotation, cellular component: chloroplast. The record is from RefSeq and is a predicted model, not a curated record.
AACCCGAGUACGAGUAGGACGACCCCAAUCCAAAUCCCUCUUCCCCUUCCCUUCUUCCCCGUCCCAUCUUCUCCCAGUACGCGGAAACCCCGCCUCGCCUCCCACCCACCCACCGCCGGGGACCAGCCUUCCGCCGCCGCCGUGCUUCCAGGCUUGUCUCUAGUUAAUUCGGUUAUUCAAGUAAAAAGAAAAGCAUGAGCUACUUCCAAGCUACAACUUGCAAGCCUCAUAGUGGGCUCAUUGUGGACAGACCCAUAGUGGGCCUUGGGAAGACCUGCAGAUUACUACCUGUUGCACAGUGUUCCCUACGGUCGCGUGCUCUUGGACUCCGCAAGCUUGAAAAGCAAAUCUACCCAAGGCUUGUUAUUGUUGCUGCCAGCCACAAAAGGGUUACUCCUGUCUAUGCCUCGAGCGGAAAAUGGAAUCCUGAGAUUGACAAUGAUACCUUUAUGGAUGAUUUGAACAAGGCCCUGGCUGAUGCAAAAAAGCCACGACCCAUACAAGAUGUGCUGAAAGAGAAACUCGCAAUGCUGAGAGAACAAGCAUCUGGUGGAGGUGGAGGAAAUGGAAACAGGCGUGGAGGCAAUGGUGGUUCCGGUGGCCCAGAAGAUGAAUCAUUCAAGGAAUCAUUGGAUGAAAUAGUCCAAGUUAUCUUAGCGACUGUUGCUUUUAUACUUGUGUAUAUUCAUAUUAUCAGAGGCGAAGAGCUGUACCGUCUUGCCAGGGACUACACUAGAUAUCUUGUCACUGGUAAGCGAACUGCCAGACUGAAGCGUUCCAUGCAACAAUGGCGCAAUUUCUCAGAGAAAUUCAUGCAAAACGACGGCUCUCAAGAAGAGCGGUACGAGAGGCCAGCCAGUUCCGAACCCAUGUGGUGGCAACAGCCUCAGAAGUUUGUUCAUCUUAUGGAGGAGCUUUGCAGAGGAAAUUGGCGCCCUCAUGCCCAGAAGUCUUAGUUCUGGCAUUCCAUUGUCCUUUUUUGACACUUCAAAGAAUAUGCGGGCGUAGGUGGGAUGGGUACCAGUUGCACGGCUGGUGCAAAAAUUCUACAUGGAUGGAGCUUCUUGCUGGGGCAGAUGUCUUGUUCUUUGUUCUUUUAAAGCGUACAUGUGUCUCUAUCUGGUUUGUUAAGUAUUUGAAUGUGGGCAGGUUUUUGGCAAUUUUGUAGUUGAUGAGACUGAUUAUUAUGAUGGUUAGCCUGGUAAUCAGAUGUAGGUGAUAACUGUUCACCUAUUUUGCGAUGGAUUAUAACUGUAAAAGCCAUAUGAAGAACCUAGUGGCAAAAAUGGAGAUUGCUCUAA